Molecule: messenger RNA, 711 nt
Organism: Scylla paramamosain (green mud crab)
Lineage: Eukaryota; Metazoa; Arthropoda; Malacostraca; Decapoda; Portunidae
Exons: 2
Coding region: 107-535 (142 amino acids)
Source: RefSeq, a predicted model, not a curated record
GGCAUCUCAGGGCCGAGCAGGAGGAAGAGCGAGGGCCACGCUGCAGUAUAUAUAUUGAGGAAAGCCGGAAAGCCAGGCACAGCUCGGCUCCCUCCCGUUCAGCGACAUGAAGACUCUGGUUGUUUUGGCAGUGAUGGUGGCGGCCACCGCCCAUCAGGCCUACGGCAUCCCUGUACCCGGCACUCUCUCCCACGGCACCCACGCCUACGGCAUCCCCGCCUACGGCUAUGGGCGGGUCCCUGUCUCGGACACCUACGAGUUGGCGGCUGCACGUGACCAGUUCUUCAGAGCCUACCAGAACCAGCUGAACACCAUCUAUGCCAUCCGCGCCAGCCGCCCCGCCUACCACGACACCCACGGCCACGGACACCACGGCUCUGCAGGCGCCGUCCACGUGUCCCACGGAACCCACUCCUCUUACGGCACCCCUGCUGUGCACGCCCCCGUCGUGCACACUUCUCACGCCGUGCACGCCCCCGUUGUGCACACUUCCCACACCGUUCACGCCUCCCCCGCCGUGCACCACGAUUAUUAAAACAGUCCAGCAGGAACACGUCGAAAGUAACGGCUUUCAGGAUGAGUUCUUCUCGACGCAGCAAACUGGCAAAUCCUUCUUCGCUGCCAGAACACUAUUACAACUGAUGUCUCCGCCACCACACCCGAUCUCGACAAAUAUGUGUGUACGUACAUGUCAAUAAAUAUUAAGCCUGC